CAGACGUACAAACACCUCUGUUCUCACCCAGUUUUUUCAGCAGACACCUGAACCUUCCUGAAUGAGCCUGAAGAUUCAACUCACCUCCGGACCGCCUCCUUCUCUCCUCAUAUCUUCUCAAGUUUGGUUGCUGAUAACGGCUCAGUCAGUCAGCAGGAGUUUCUUUCUUUCCUUUUUUUAUUUUUGGGCUGCAAUGAACAGAUCAAGGACGGUUGACAUGAAGGGAGACGCUCCACAAAGAGGCAUGAAGACCACAUGUCUGUGGGUCGCCACUGCGCUGCUGUCAGUCAUCCCUCUGGCUGCUGGUGCUGAUUCACUGAGACCAGGAGCUUCAGAUCUGAGACAAAGCUCAAAAUCUAAGGUGAAGACCUACUGGACUGAAAGCAGCAAAGCUGUGUCCAUCAGCCGUCUGCUCUCCCAAACCCUCUAUGGCAAGGAGAACUUCACCUCACUGGAUCUGAGCUACGACGAGGCAGACCCCUACUCCAAACAGGAGCAGUGGAAAUGGCUUUACAACUCUUCAACCCCUCGAGACCCUCGAUCGCGGACAAAAAGAAGGCCCAUUGUCAAGACCGGGAAGUUUAAGAAGAUGUUUGGUUGGGGCGAUUUCCACUCCAACAUUAAGACGGUGAAGCUCAACCUCCUCAUCACUGGGAAAAUCGUGGAUCACGGCAACGGCACCUUCAGCGUCUACUUCCGGCACAACUCCACCGGUCAGGGCAACGUUUCUGUGGGGUUGGUUCCUCCGACAAAAGCUGUGGAGUUCCAGGUCCACCAGCAGCACCACCAGUUCCACCAUCAGCAGCAGCAGCAGCAGACAGCCCUGGAGACCAAGGACACCAAGUUGUUCAACUGCAGGGUGGAGUACGAGAAGGUGGAGAAGGGCACCAGGAACUCACUGUGUGCCCACGACCCCUCACAGAGCUGCCCGCAGGAGCAGACCCAGAGCCACGUGUCCUGGCUGUGCUCCAAACCCUUCAAAGUCAUCUGCAUCUUCAUCACCUUCUACAGCACUGACUACAAGCUGGUGCAGAAGGUUUGCCCGGACUACAACUACCACAGCGACACCCCCUACCUUCCCACCGGGUGAUCGCGUGAGCAGACGAGGAGGAAGAAAAAGACACGGGGCUGUCGGGUCAUGAGCUGAGUCAGAUUAUCCGAAUGAAACUGGAGUCAAGACAUUUCUGACUUGAGAUAUCGACAGCCAUUAUUACAACUUACAUAUCCUUGUCACAAGACCAAUGUUGCUCCAAUGAGCAGACCUAGCCCGAGGUCAUUAUGAGAGCAUUUAGGGAAGCAUUUGUAGGCAAUACUCAUAUUAUAUCCAUAGCUGCUUACAUCAAAAGGAAAUUCUCAAGCCAACUGCGAAAAUAUGCUGAUUGUAUUUAUGUAAAUAUCAUGGAUUCCACACAAAGACCAGAAAAACAAUUUUAUUAAUGUUUUCUCCAGCUAAUUUACUUGUUUACGUUGAUGGUGUGCUUCCGUUUCAAUCAUGCUUUCUGUCUUCUUCAAUCAGUCUCUGGUAAUCUCUGCAAACACGUAAAUGUCAAUGCAAAAUAAGAAGAAUCUGUCAGUAUGCAUUAGAGGGCAUAAUGGAAAAAGCAAACAUGUUCUGAGUGGUGUUGUUUUCUGCAGUGUGAUUGUUAGAGUGACUUUACCUCUCUCUGAUAGUGUUGUUGGAGUCUCAUCCAUGUUCAUGCAUGAACUGAAUGUGGUAAACAACUAAAUAACGUCCAUUUAUAUUUUGAUGUUGCUGCAGCUGUCACAAGUAAUCUUCAUCAAGCUGCAACUGUUACAGGAGACAAAGAGAAAUCAGAACUUCUAUUUUAAUUUCUGUGUUGUGUGUUGGCAGCUCGGAGGGCGUGGACCGUGCACGGUGAAUGACACCAACGGAGAGCUCCCUUCAGAUCAAACUCAAUGUCGUAAUAAAUAAAUAAAAGUUGCAGAAGACACGAAAGAUGACAGAGCUGCAGAGGAUCAUUUGCUUUUCUGCGCUUUAAAAAUAAUCAAACAUAACUGUGCUCUAAAUCUGAUCUUUCUACUCAGAUGAUUUUACAUUUUUAGAUAUUUAAAUACUUCUUUUAUUCCUCUGACUUACAAGCCCAGCUCCUGCAACAUGACGAGCAGCUGGCAGAGAGACGUAUCAGAAGCACCGCAGUGGCCCUACGGAAACCAAAAAUAACUACCCGGGAUAAUCAUUCAUUGGCAGAAAAAAGAAAACCAACAAGGUCAAAAGGGUUUGGAUAAAAACAAAUAUCAGAACUGAUGAAACAGGAAAACGUGGAAGUUAUCAAGACGACGAUUUCCAGAAGUUCAUUUAACAAAAGCUGAAACAGAUCAGACUGUGUUAAAAUGUGAAAGGUGGUAAAUGUGAUUUCCUGCUCCAGAGGAGACAGAAGACACAUUAAAUAGCAGCUGCUAAUCACAUAUCCCCACCUAUCAAACAUUUGCACCUCUGGUUAUCAAAAAAGGAAAAAGGCAGAUUUUGCAUGAGACCAACUUUGCUGCUAAUGAUACUGGAUGUUCCAAUUGGCCAUUAAACCUUCAUUACAUAGAUUGGGAGCCAGUGGCUCCAUGUGAAGCGUUUAGAGAAAAUGAAAAUGAAGAAAGUGGGAGCUCUGCAGAGUCAACACAACAGAAUAGAGAAUGAAUAAAAGUGCCAAUAGACACCCUGUAAAAUGAAAAGUGCAAAUGUGCACCUGAGGGCACAAUCACUGCUGUCUAUUUAAAUUCAGUGCUCUUUCACAGUGCACGCCGUGGUAUGCACAUCGCUGUUAAUGGCAGCCUGGACGGCAUCCAGUAAGCCAGCACGGGCUGAAUGUUCCUGAUGGGGCGGCCCAAAGAACUGGUCCGCCUGUGGGAUGAGUGAGCAUAAAGAGGAAUUUAUGAUGUGGAGCAACAAGGCUGGCAGAAAUCGCUGAAAGCACCUGACUCGUAAAUUGAGAGCGUGUUUCUGUCAGUGAGAAGAAGGAAUGACUAAUGUCUCAGAUCGCUGUUUGGGCCAGUUCUUUCAUCUCAAUAAAGUGACUUUGAUAUCUCGCCACCCCUUCCCAAAUGUGCCAGGGACGGUUUAAGCUUCAAAGAUUUAAAGCAGCACUUUGCUGAGACAAUGCAGCCUCAUUAUGCACAUAAUCUUACAAGUGUAAACAGUCUGGCACAUGAGGGUGUGAAAGUUAAUAAGAGACUGCUGCCUGACUGAUGUUGUCUGAGGCUAAAUGUGACAUAUUUUCUGUAUUCUUUAAAACCACAGUGUUAUAAUAACAAUGAUGGAUUUGAAAAAAAUUAUGAGUAUCUAAUUGCUUCGCUAAAUGAAUCGUUAUGUUUUGAUUUUUUCAAAAUGAACCAUUUGUGCAGCAGGUUCUUCUACAAGAAGGAACAACCAUAUUUAUGCCAUAAAAUUCAUGUAGAAAAACAGAGAGA
Messenger RNA from Melanotaenia boesemani (Boeseman's rainbowfish), 3420 nucleotides. RefSeq names its product neurexophilin-1-like. The coding region runs from base 62 to 1090 and encodes 342 amino acids. The transcript is spliced from 2 exons. Gene Ontology annotation, molecular function: signaling receptor binding. Lineage: Eukaryota; Metazoa; Chordata; Actinopteri; Atheriniformes; Melanotaeniidae. The record is from RefSeq and is a predicted model, not a curated record.